Molecule: messenger RNA, 1724 nt
Organism: Rhopalosiphum maidis (corn leaf aphid)
Lineage: Eukaryota; Metazoa; Arthropoda; Insecta; Hemiptera; Aphididae
Product: E3 SUMO-protein ligase gei-17-like
Exons: 4
Coding region: 402-1505 (367 amino acids)
Biological process (GO): protein sumoylation
Molecular function (GO): zinc ion binding; SUMO ligase activity
Source: RefSeq, a predicted model, not a curated record
ACCGUAGUCAAUUGACAUGCGUUUCACUUUCAGUCUGGCGUCCUCUUAAAGAAUAAUUAAUAAAAUAUCUAAUUCUAUUAUAUUUGAUGAGAAUAUCGACUCGGAACACUUUCCACCGACUGGCUGCUACUCUGUUACCUACUCUGCAAGCGGUUUGGACACUGUUAACUAACCACCGACUACUGACGUGCGGACCGCUACCUUUUACAGUCUUACCUAUUUUGUAAUCAGUAAUUACUAAUGAUUGUAUUAUACCGCUGAAAGCUAAUUGCGAAAAACAGCUCCGAAGACAUUUUCUCGUCAUCGCAAUAUUUGCAAACCCAACACCGUUAUCUGGAAAUCAUAAUAUUCACAAGUAUUAACGAGUUCGUUUGGAUGAUUAGAAGAGUGCUCAUUCCAAAAUGUCUGAACUACAACCGUCAAGCCGCAAACUAAUUAUUCUCGAUACUACCAACUCAACAUAUAAAUCAAAAUACAAUGUAGUAUUCACACCUCAGCCAUAUUACAAAAAUAUAUGUACACUUAUUGAACCGGUGGCUAUUUAUUGUGACUCAGCAGUUAAAUCUGAAUGUGGACAAUCACAAGAACACACUCAAUUUGAAUUUAAAUUCACAUUGUCAAAGUUAAUAAUAGAUAUGGUAAAAAGACAAAUAAAAAGAUUCCAAUUCCAGAUCCGAUUUGGAGAAAAGCUGGCAGAGGAAAGUGAUUUAUCAGAUGGAUUACCAGGGCCAAUAGAUAUAUGUUUCAAUUUGAAGCAUUCAUCCACAACCAAAAGGAGCCCUAUAACUUAUGACGGCGAUACUUUAGACAAAGAAAAUGAGAUCUCAAUAUUGUGGCCAUUUUGUAAAAAAACUUAUUACAUGGCGCUAAAUAUUGUAGAGACCAUCUCGAUUGAAAAUUUGAUAGCACGCGUAUUUUUUCACAAUAAAAUUUAUAGUAUUAAACUAAAUACAAAAGCUAAGGCCAUAGAAUUAAUGAAAAAUUCAGGUAAAGAUUCAGCGUCCUAUGAGUACCUCUUAUUGUGUUCAAUAACCCAAACAAAAAUGAAAAUACCAACAAGAUCUCUAAAUUGUAGUCACUUUAAAUGUUUUGAUCUGAAUACAUUCAUUAUCGCAAAUAAGAUAAAACCGACAUGGGUAUGCCCGAUUUGUAGAAUACCCAUUCCAUACUAUGACUUGGCAAUAGAUUUAUUUAUUUUGAAUAUUAUCAUUAAUCCAAAUCUUCCUAAAAAUUGCUUUGGAAUAACAUUAUAUGCUAAUGGUGAAUGGGAACCAUAUACUGUUGACAUUAUAGAAGGUAUUGAAAACAACUAUCCAAAAUAUUCAUCUCUUAAAGAUUUGAAUAAUCCCUAUGAUGAAAAUCUCCCAGUUGAAAAACCUUUCUUACCAAUAACAAAUGGUUUGAAUACUAUUGAACAAACGCUUUCCGAUCUGACCAUAGACAGUACAGACAUUAAAAAAGAACCAUCUACUAAAAUCCUUAAAACAGAAGAUGCUGAUGAAUAAAAUCAUUCAUAAUAUGAAAAUUUUAAUUUAGUACAAAUAAUAAUUUAAGUUUUUAGUGUUAUUGUAAGUGUAGUAAUAAAUUAUUGAAUCUAGAUGUUUUACUAAUCUAUCAAUAACAUAUAAAAUAAAGAGUACAAAAAAAAAAAAUCGAAUUGUUUUAAAUUUUAUAUGGACCUUAUUGUAACUAUACACUUUAUUACGCUGAUUAUAUAGAAGUUA